UCACAUUGCGACGGCUUUUGCAGGCCAAUGCUUAUAAUAUCGGGUGAAAAUAAUGAAAACAAGCUUGUGGAAUAUUAUUAGCUUUCCACGUUUUACAGUAAUACUAUUUUGGAAAGUAUUUGCUAAGCCGUUUAAGAGUUAUCGCCUUUUAUCGCUGAAUGUGUCUGGAAUGUCAAAAACAAAACUAUCUUAACCUCGCUCUCAGGAUUGUGUUAAUUUCUAAGAAGUCCUUUGUACGCAUCUUUCUUGUUUAUUGUUCUAUUUAUAACGUUUUAAAAUAUAUAUUUUAAGAGAAAAUUUUAAAGAUUUUGAUUUUUUUUGGGUUCUGAGUGUGAUCCGGUUAAGUGACGUCAUCACGCUCGCACCGGAGCAGGAAGUGCCGGUGUUGUCGAUGGGACUCUAAACAACGUAAAAACAACCUGCGCACUCUCGCGCUGUAACGGGUAAACAUGUAACAUCUCAUUACUCAACAGAACUAGCAAAGCACCGAAUCAGACCCCGAGUUCAAACCCAUGACGGUCUAACGCAGGCGUUGAGACUCAUUUCACGGAGGAAAGAUGAUGGAGACGCGGGGCUGCGGCAUGCGGAGCGCCGUCGGGUUCCUCACCCGAAGGACGCUCGGUGGACAGCCGCACCUGAAGGAGGAGUUCCAGCGGCGCAGGCUGGCCGGCUGCUCCAGCCUCUACAAGAAGGACAUGCUCGGCCACUUCGGCUGCGUCAACGCCAUCGAGUUCUCCAACAAUGGAGGCCAGUGGCUGGUGUCCGGUGGUGAUGACCGCCGAGUGUUGCUGUGGCACAUGGAGAAAGCAAUACACUCAAGGGCCAAACCAAUCAAGUUGAAGGGGGAGCACCUGUCCAACAUCUUCUGUCUGGCUUUCGACAGCACCAACAAGCAUGUUUUCUCUGGAGGAAACGAUGAGCAGGUGAUUCUGCAUGAUGUGGAACGUGGUGAGACGCUUAAUGUCUUCCUGCAUGAUGAUGCUGUCUAUGGUCUGUCCGUCAGCCCUGUAAAUGAUAACGUCUUCGCCAGCUCCUCUGAUGACGGCCGAGUUCUCAUAUGGGACACACGAGAGCCACCACAUGGAGAACCAUUCUGUUUGGCCAACUACCCCUCGGCCUUCCACAGCGUGAUGUUUAACCCCACAGAACCCCGUCUGCUGGCCACCGCUAACUCUAAAGAGGGAGUGGGGCUAUGGGACAUCCGCAAACCCCGCAGUUCUCUGUUGCGGUACGGAGGGAGUUUGUCUCUGCAGAGCGCCAUGAGUGUUCGUUUUAAUAGUAUGGGGACUCAACUGCUGGCUUUACGCAGACGUCUGCCUCCCGUCCUGUACGAGCUGCACUCCCGUCUGCCCAGCUUCCAGUUUGAUAACCAGGGCUACUUCAACUCCUGCACCAUGAAGAGCUGCUGCUUCGCUGGAGACCGAGAUCAGUACAUCCUGUCUGGCUCAGAUGAUUUUAACCUUUACAUGUGGAGAAUCCCCAAUGAUCCUGAUGCAGGAGGCCCGGGUCGAGUGGUGAACGGGGCCUUUAUGGUUCUGAAAGGUCAUCGAUCCAUCGUGAAUCAAGUCCGCUUUAACCCUCACACGUACAUGAUCUGCUCCUCCGGGGUGGAGAAGGUCAUUAAGGUCUGGAGUCCCUAUCAGCAGCCAGAUAGUGUUGGAGAUCUUGAAGGUCUAGUGGAGGACAAGUCUCGCUCUCUCUACACUCAUGAGGAAUACAUCAGCCUGGUCCUCAACAGCGGAAGUGGCCUGUCACAUGAUUACGUCAGCCAAUCGGUGCAGGAGGACCCACGGAUGAUGGCUUUCUUUGACUCGCUGGUUCGUCGUGAGAUCGAGGGAUGGAGCUCGGAUUCAGACAGCGAUUUGAGCGAGGGCGCCAUUCUGCAGCUGCACGCAAGAGCGCGACGCGCUACGCAAUCCACAGCACGGUCUCCUGCCAGUGCAUCCGCUGCUCAUCACAGCGACUCAGACCACUCCGCUUCAUCCUCACUGGCCGGGCCAGACGCAUUGGGGAGUGUGCGGACUGAUCAGGAUAGGGGCGGGUCGCAGAGGAGGCGGACGGAGCCACGUGCAUCUGCAUUUCUGCUGGACCUUGUGAAUGAGGACACCGAUUCCAGUGGGUUCUGGCUAGACCCAAUGCCCCGUCCCAGAUCUCCUAGUCCACGUGAUAACUCGAGCCUCUCGAGCCAUGCCUCCUCAGGGAGUGUGGUCUCUAGUUCUAGCUCCUCCCCAAGCUCUUCUUCUAGCUCCUCCUCCAGCAGUGACGGCAUUGAUGAGGAGCUGCGUAGAAGCAGGAUGCGACAGCGCAAUGCUGCCAGAUGGAGGCGCCAUAUGGGUCACUCUGACAGAGACUCCACCCACAAUCUUCAUUCCGCAACAGAUUCCUGCACUUACCCGAACAUAUCCGUUAAUGAUCAGUCAUCACCGUCUUCGACCUCGGGUGAGGAAGGUCGCACUUUUAGGAAUCGUGGGAAAGAAAAGAGGAGCGAACACAUCUCAAGUCCCACAACCUUAUCCGACAGACAUGCUCAAUCACAGUCCAGAUUUAGAAGGUGCAUCAUUUCCUCCCAGCCAGGUGGUGAUGCCCCUGUUGAGAGAGAAAGAUUGCGAGUUGGCUGGUGUGAGGAGUUCACGGGGGAACUAGAAAGGGGGAGAACAAGCGGGGAAGACUUAAGUGCGACACACAGUGCUGGGGAGGAAGUAAUUGCAACACUCAAUAGUCACACCACAGCAGGCUCUGGGGUUAACGGACGUCCACAUACAGAUGUGGAGAGUGAGAGCCGUGCAGUCUCAAUUCACCCAGAAUGCUCUAUGACAGACACUGAUUUCGGUAAGAACUCUAGGACCCAGGGGGAGCCCUCUGGAAGGGAGUCAGCCAGUGUUGCUGGGAAACGAACUUGUUCAGACUCUGGAGACGAGGAGGAUUCUCCUUUGGAGAAGAAGGCGAAAAUAUUGUGAUGUCACAGCACAAACUGACUGGCUCGGAGUGAAACUUAUUUUGACUAGUGAAUCUUUGUAUUCUUUCAACAUCUUUUGGUUUCUAAGUUCUAAACCAACAUCCCUCAUUCUCUUUCUCCAGUGUCAUGCAUUUUGGGGUCACACCACAGUCAUAACACUAAAAAAUUAUUAUUGAUAUUAAUAUGGGAUGGGAAAAAUAAUAACUGCAGUGUUUUUUGUUUUAUAAUAUUGUAGUUUCAUAGAACCUGUAACCUUUAUGUUGGGGGUUCUAGUUUGUUUUGGGGUGGUGAAAAGAAGGGUUUUAAGAGUAUUUCUACAAGAAUGCCUUUUGUUGGGGGGGGGGCAGUUUCCAUGGUAACCUCAUUGAGCAGAAGCUGUUUGAGUUGUGCAUUAAAGUUCUGUUCCAGUGUUUCCAUAGAAACUACCAUGUCUUUUCUUCAUCACCAUACACCAUUAUAAUCAUCAACAGACAGGAAGUGGCUUACUGGGAUUUUUGGAUGAGUGUUCUAGAAUUUUACAGUAAGAUAUUCCGAUGUGAGAAAAUCACCAUGGUGAUGCAUCAGUAUAAGCUCUCCAUCAGUCCAAUGGAGAGGCUUUAGCUGUUGAUGAACACUUAAUAAAAGCGUGAAUGAUAUCAGUGUGUAGAUCAGAUCUUAAUCUUUUACUGUUCUCAUCUGGUAUUUCAAUCGUCUGAUUGAUAACACCUGGUAAAUUGAACUACACAGUGUUUUCAGACAUCUGAAGUGAGAUUCCAAACCUUAGGGAGUGUAGAUGGUCAGUUCAAAGGACAUUGCAAACAGAAUUGGGAAGUGUACAUUGAUUUUUCACUUCAUAGGAUGUGGACAGGGAAAUUUACACAUCAGUCGUCAGCCAAAGUUUGGCCCUCUGGUUUGAUUAAACUAAAUGCUGUGAAAAGGA
Messenger RNA from Myxocyprinus asiaticus (Chinese sucker), 3875 nucleotides. Its product is annotated as DDB1- and CUL4-associated factor 5-like. Gene Ontology annotation, biological process: negative regulation of fatty acid biosynthetic process. Lineage: Eukaryota; Metazoa; Chordata; Actinopteri; Cypriniformes; Catostomidae. Bases 558 to 2957 code for a protein of 799 amino acids. Gene Ontology annotation, cellular component: cytoplasm; Cul4-RING E3 ubiquitin ligase complex. Gene Ontology annotation, molecular function: protein binding. The record is from RefSeq and is a predicted model, not a curated record. The transcript is spliced from 8 exons.